Porites evermanni is the source of this 938-nucleotide messenger RNA. The record is from the annotation of a GenBank genome assembly. Lineage: Eukaryota; Metazoa; Cnidaria; Anthozoa; Scleractinia; Poritidae.
AUGUCAACGGGAACCAUUCUCGACCCCAGUGCUUACUCUUCCAACAACGUGCGUAAGCUCGGAUCCGACAUAGCUAAAAUCUGGCUAUUUGGUCCCUCACAGCGCAUGUUCUUCUAUCCAACCAAAACUUUGCUUCUUUCUUCAUCGCGAAAUCUCGUCUUUUUCGGCAUUAGAACAGAAGAAACGGAGCACUUAAAGAAUUUUCGGGUACCCAAGGCUCUUGUAGUAGCUGCAGAGAAAACACCGUUAAACGUUCACAGGUUUGAGACUUGACAUUUGCAAAUGCUCGACAGUCCAUUAAAUAUUUGCGUGGACUGCUCCACUAGUCGGCAAGUGAAACCCGAAUGGCUUGUAAACUGAUAACGUGAGGUAAUUCCAAUAAAAUUUCCACAAUGUGAAUUUAGCGUCCUUUUAUUUAUGUUUGUUUAAAAAGAUUAAAAUAGACUCUUCAAUAAAGCGACUUUGAACUGAGAUAUCGUGGGGAAAAGAAGACAGCUAUAAAUGUUUACGACAUGAAGCUGAAGUCUUUAUUCAUACUCGGCUACUUCGCGAGAAUACGAUAACGUGGAAGUCGAAGGAUAAUUAGGAAUGUGUCUUGCUUCUUAAAUUGUAGCUGGCAAAGAUAGCGGUGUAUUUUUAUUUUCUUUUUCCUGACUUCAAGUCUUAAAUUUCUUGUCAAUUUUAGAUAUGAGGCUAAUGUAUUUUAUUGGGAAAACUGGGGAAUCUAGUUAUUCUGCUUGAAUAGUGGAGCAAAUGUUGUUUUGGGAUCGCUGAAAUCGAGAAUCGGCCAGGCGUGUUUUCUCCAACAUUUGUAGGAAAAAAACCGUUCACACGCUAGACACGCCGCACCUUCACAAAAAAUACUACCGAAUACAUCAACAGCUGCCAGAGACGACCACGUGACAGGAUCAGCUAAGGAUUUAGACGGUCUAUUUUGA